Molecule: messenger RNA, 3360 nt
Organism: Adineta ricciae
Lineage: Eukaryota; Metazoa; Rotifera; Eurotatoria; Adinetida; Adinetidae
Source: the annotation of a GenBank genome assembly
AUGGAAAGUGAACGAAUUGAACAAAAUCAUCAAGAUGAAAAAGAUGAUAGUGGAAUUGAACAAGAUAAUAGUUUCAUUUACAUUCGAAUAUCAGUUGAAGAUCAUAAUCUUCAAAAAGUGUUAAAGUUCAAUUUCGAUGAUACAGUUUGGAGUGCAAAACAAAAAGUUUUACAAGUUCUUGUUCGAGAAUUGACGGAUCCAUUGAAUUUCGGUUUAUAUUUACCGCCUUGUAAUGGUCGUGCGGGAAAAUUUCUUGAUGAAUCUCGUUGUUUAAGAGAAUAUCCACUUAAUGGACCUGUCAGUUACUUAGAAUUCAAAUACAAACGUCGUGUUUAUAAAUCAAUUCAUCUCGCUCAAAAGAAUAUCAAUUUGAAAGUUAAUCUGAAGAAAUUCGUCGAAUCAGUGAAAAAUAAUCAGAUUUCGAAAGUAUCGAGAUAUUUGGAGAAAGGUUUCGAUCCGAAUUUUCACAUCUCUGAUGAUGAAACUCCAUUGUCUAUAGCGUGUGUUGAUCUUCUGGAACCUCGAUCGAUGAUAUUAACUUUAGUCAAUGGUGGUGCACAUUUAGAUUUUCGUAUUCGUAAUGGAGGUUUGACAUCUCUUCAUAAAUCUGCGAUUUCGAAUCGAAAAGAAGCAAUUAUUACUUUACUCGAACUUGGUGCAUCUCCGAAUGUUUAUGAUGAAAAGAAUUUAACUCCUUUAUAUUACACAAUCUUAAACAAACAACCUGAAACGAAUAAUGAUUCGUCAUAUUGUUGUUUAUUGUUAUUACAAGAUCAUUCGAUAUUAAAUUGUCGCGAUGAUAAUUCUUCGACAGAAUUGCAUCAAGCUUGUCGACUUGGACUUAUUCAACAUGUUGAACAUUUACUUUUCUUUCGUGCGGAUAUCAAUGCAAUGAAUCAUGGAGGAAAUACUCCUUUACAUAUCUGUGCAGCGACCAAUCAGGAAGUUUGUGCUCGUAUUCUUCUCUAUCGUGGUGCAGAUACAACUAUUGUGAAUAAAUCGAAUCAAACACCUUAUGAACUUGCAUUGAUCUCUGAAAAUCAUUCGAUUGCAUUAUUAAUUCAAUCACAUAAAUCGGAAAACGUUGUUCCAUUCUGUGAAAUACCUUUAAUUAAUCCAAAACGUCGUUCAAUUUAUCUUGAACAUCAACGAAAUAAACAUCGAACCCGUUCUUCAUCAAAUACAACACCAUCAUCAUCUUCUUUAGCUAGUCGAUCGCAAAGUAUGCCGAAAUUCUCAGCGAAUAAUUCGACAAUACGACAAAGUCAAUCACCAACUAUUGAACAUUAUUUUCAACAACAAAAUCCAUCGAGCCGAUCGUCAUCACCGAAAUCUUUCAGUGAUCAAGGUUUAGGAAGCGAAUGUACUUCACAUUUCUCAUCGAAUUCACCGAAUGUAACAAAUGGAGAUUAUACGUAUAAGAGGAAAAGAUUGUACGCGGCUUCGCCUGGAAGAAAAUGUAUGUGUAUUAAAUCCUAUCGGACAAAUUUACCGGGAGAAUUAUUAAUGAAUAAAGGAGAUAUUGUUGAAAUUUUAAGUGUAGGAGAAAAUGGAUUUCUCGAAGGUAAAUGCAAAGAUUUAGAAGGAUGGUUUCCAAGUCAUCAUGUACAAGAUAUUUCAAUUUUUAAAACUGGUGAAGUGAUUCAUAAUGAUCAAAUUGUUAUUAGUCGUGAUACUUUAUCAGCUUUAAUGAUCAAUAGUGAUAGUUACAGUCCACGAACAAUUGUUUUACAAAGAGGAAAGAAAGGCUUUGGAUUUGUUUUACGUGGAUCUCGAGUCGCUGGAAAAUUAUUUCAACCAACUCCAUCAUUUCCUGCUUUACAAUUUCUUGAUAGUAUCGAAAAAGGAAGUAAUGCCGAUAAAGCUGGUCUAAAACAAAAUGACUAUGUUCUCGAAAUCAAUGAUAUCAAUGUUAUUUCAAUGCCUCAUGAAGAAUGUGUAAAUUUAAUUAAACGAGCAGGUGAUACAUUAGCUUUGAAAGUCAUAACCGCGAAUCCAAUUCCGCUCGUUCAUUCUCAUUAUCAACACAUUGAAUCACAUUUUCAUCAACAACAAGUCGCUUCUCAAUCAUUACCACAUCGACGAAAAGCACCACUUCGACCAGGCCUUGAACAACAAUUCACUGUAUCUUCAUCAUCAGCAUCGAAAAUAUCACCUUUUCAUUGUUUACUUAAUUCUUCUCAAUCGGGAUCUCUGAUGUUAAAGAGAAAAGAGCAACAGAAGAUCUUAGAAGAUCUUGAUCGAACAUUGAAUGAAUAUGAAUACGGAACGAUCAAUGUUUCUUCAGUCGAAACUCGCGAAGAUUAUUUAACAAUGUCGAAAUCAAUCAAUGAAAAUUCACCAAAAAUCAAACCUUUAGUUCCUGAACGUGAUUCUUCACUUUAUGAAACGUUUCCUUCUUCUCGAACAUUAAAUCGUCAAUCUCCGUCAUCACCAAACGUUCGUUGUAAUUCGAAUUCAUCAUCAAAUGAAGCCGAUGAAGAAUCUUCAUUGUCUUCAUUGAACAGUACUCAUCAUCCAUCGAAAACUGAUGAAUCGAAUUCGAAUAUCUAUAUGAGUCCAUCUACAACAAACAUGUCAACAUUCAAAAUAACAAAUUCGAAACCAAGUGAAGUGAAAAAACGAUCGAAUAAUCGAAAACAAACCUAUGCAACAUUGAAUUCCAAUAAUAAUAAUAAUAAUAAUUCUGGCAAUCUUUCUGAGAAUGAAAUUCUUUCUAUUCCACCACCUCCUCCAUUACCAGAGAAUUUCGAUUUACCGAAGAAAACUGAAACGGCAAUUCCUUUAAUAAAAUCUUCCUCUGAUUUUCAAAAUCAACUCGAAGAAGCGAAGAUUCGUUUAAACAAAUGUUCCUCCCCGAAGAAAACAACAAUGAAAUCCUCCUCAAACGAUUCACCUAAGACUUCUUCAUUUCAUCCAAAUGAAUUCAAAAAUAUUAUCAUUGAAGAUUUAUCUCCUUCGAAUGCAUUUCCACCUCCACCAUCUCCAACGACACUUCAACGUUCAAUUGCAUCGUUAACUCCACCCUCGACUUCAUCCGUAGUGGAUCCGAGAUUAGAUGUGAAUUUUUCAGCUGUUAUCGCUCAACGAGCGGCAGAAGCUAAAGCGCGUCGAUGUGAAAAUCCAAUUGGAUUUGAGUUUAAAUCGAAUGGUUUACCACCAUCAACCACGUUUUUCAACAACUGCGUGACAACAAAUGGUGUUCCAAAGAAUUUCUCAACGAAUGAUGCUGUGCGUCCACAACGUUUUAGUACAGCAGCUCAUCAAUUACUUGAAAAUUUGAAGCGUCGUGGUGGAAGUACAAAUUCAUCAACGAUUGGAUCUUUUGUAAAACAAUGUAAUGAACAAACAUCGACAUAA